CUGAGCCAGGCCCCGCCUGCAGGGCUGUUUUCCUCAGAGAGCCUUCCUGAGUGCUGCUAUUUUUAGCCUUCAUGACAGUAAUUGAUGACUGGUGGGAAGGUAUAAAAGCAGCUGCCAGGCCUGAGGUUCUCCAGACAGCUCAGGGAGGAGCCUUCUGCGGUGGACGGUGGCCUCAGCACACCGUCCUCACUGUGCCCCACCUCUCAGCGAUCCCACGCCAGAUCCCUUGUCUUCUCCCUGAGCUUUGUGGGGGCUUCCUUUGGACUCGUCUGUCCUUGCUCUUCCAGCCUCCCUGCCACCCCCAGACCCCUUCAGCUACAGGUUGCUGCUUACCCUCGCCAGCAAGGAUGAGGUCUCGGCUUUUGUUUUCCGUGGCUCAUCUGCCCACAAUUCGGGAGACCUCGGAGGAGAUGCUGCCCGGGGGGCCUGGGCAGGAGCCCCCAGCCUCCCCCAGCCUGGAUGACUAUGUGAAGUCUAUUUGUCAGCUGGCGCAGCCCACCUCUGUGCUGGACCAGGCCAUAGACCCGGGCCGACCCAGGCGACCCCACCGGCCAGCCCAGGCCUGCGAGAAUAGCUGCACUGCGGCAUCACUACAGGACAUCACUGCCCACGUCAGUGGCCAGCAGCCCACGCUGCCUGCACCUGGCACUGCUGACCCCCUGGGCUGGCUCUUUGGGGAGUCCCAGGAAAAGCAGCCAAGUAGGAGAGACAUGCCAAGGAGGACUAGCCCCGCUGCUGGCCCCUGGGGUCCACACAGACAGACGGACAGUGGCAAGACCAGGGGGACACCCGGAGGGAGGCUCUGUGAAGCUAGGGCGCCCGGGCUCUUUCUGGCAAGACUGUCAUGGGGUGGGUACCAGAGCUCCCACUUGCUUAGCUGGACUUCUGAGCAGCCUGGCCGGACCGUGGCCUCCCCCUGCAGCCCCCGCACCAGCAGCAACCUCAGAACUCUCUACUCGCACCUCCCGGUGAUCCAUGAACUCUGACCCCUCCCCAAUAAAGGCGUCUGUAAAGAGCA
Galeopterus variegatus (Sunda flying lemur) is the source of this 1018-nucleotide messenger RNA. RefSeq names its product protein DEPP-like. Gene Ontology annotation, cellular component: mitochondrion. The transcript has 2 exons. The record is from RefSeq and is a predicted model, not a curated record. The coding region runs from base 72 to 986 and encodes 304 amino acids. Gene Ontology annotation, biological process: regulation of autophagy. NCBI's taxonomy places the organism in Eukaryota, Metazoa, Chordata, Mammalia, Dermoptera, Cynocephalidae.